This is a messenger RNA of Salpingoeca rosetta, 738 nucleotides long. RefSeq lists its product as uncharacterized. The coding region runs from base 1 to 738 and encodes 245 amino acids. Gene Ontology annotation, molecular function: oxidoreductase activity, acting on paired donors, with incorporation or reduction of molecular oxygen; L-ascorbic acid binding; iron ion binding. NCBI's taxonomy places the organism in Eukaryota, Choanoflagellata, Craspedida, Salpingoecidae. The transcript has 7 exons. The record is from RefSeq and is a predicted model, not a curated record. Gene Ontology annotation, cellular component: membrane.
AUGGCUGCGCAGCAGAGGCGGCGCCCGGGCCGUGGUGCUCGAGGCGGCAAGGGCAGUGCGGGUGGGAACAGUGACAUGCGGAACAAGGGCUUGCUGCUGACGGCGUUUGCAGGAGGGUUCAUCGCCUUUGUCAUCUUCAUCAUUGACUCGAUGCAACAUGGGGAGACGACACUCGCCCUUGAGUUUGAGAACAUCACAGCAGCUUCAUGGCCAGUGCCCUGCGCACUGCCAGCUGCCACUCGAGGCGGCAACCCCCUGUGCCAGACGAGCUCGUGUGCCCGCAUGGUAUGGGAUGGUCUGGUGCCCAUGGAAGACGUUGACCAGCUCCGCUCCACGGCAGACACUAUCAUGAACAAGUACGGCGGGGCCGACGGCGGAACCGCACAAACACAGCACGACGAGUACUGGCAUACACACAUCGACAAGGUGACUUAUGGCAGCUUUGACUACACGUGUCUGCUGUAUCUCUCCACAUACCGUCAGAACUUCACCGGCGGCCGCUUCGUCUUCGAGGACAAGAGCUAUCGCGGUGGCGACAUGCACCGCGUCGUGGAACCAAAGGCCGGGCGUGUGUCGUGCUUCACCUCUGGGGCGGAGAACCCGCACCACGUGGAGCAGGUGGCAUCAGGCACCCGAUAUGCCCUGACGAUUGCGUUCACGUGCGACCCCGAUAUGGCCAUCCCACAGCCCAGGGCAACAGAGGCCACCACGUCCUCUGCCGUGCCCUCAAACUUGUAG